Molecule: messenger RNA, 387 nt
Organism: Gongylonema pulchrum
Lineage: Eukaryota; Metazoa; Nematoda; Chromadorea; Rhabditida; Gongylonematidae
Source: the annotation of a GenBank genome assembly
ACGGAAACGCACGACGAUGAUGGCCUUCCGCAUACGCUGGAACAUCUCGCAUUUCUGGGCAGCAAAAAAUACCCAUACAAAGGUGUAUUGGAUCUUAUUGCGAAUCGAUGUUUGGCGUCAGGGACCAACGCAUACACUCAGCAAGAUCAUACGGGCUACGAAUUAACUACGGUUGGCAGUCAAGGAUUCCUGAGAGUGCUACCUGUUUAUUUGGAUCAUUUACUAUCGCCAACGUUGACGGAUGCGCAAUUCCUCACUGAGGUUCAUCAUAUCAACGGGAAUGGUGAUGAUGCGGGUGUGGUGUACAGUGAGAUGCAAGAUGCUGAAUCAGACAUGGACCAGAUCGUUUGCUGGAAGCUAAAGGAGCUCUUUUAUCCUGAACGUUAG